AUGAGUCCAUCAUUCGAAGUUACAAUCUUAGGGGCAUCAGGGGGUCCACUAGAAGGAACGACUCAAUGUUUUAUGGUUCGUCCAACAAGGUUGGACACACUAGCCUCAAUUUGUGUUGAUGCUGGAGUCGGACUUAGACAAAUUAUUCAUACGCUGCUGGACUCCAAGGGAACCUUGGAUGCGGAGGCUCAGAUUGAAAGUUUUUAUGAAAACGAUUUUGAACCAGCUUCAUCAUUUGUUCAUCCUGAAGCUCCAUACAAACUUGGUUUCUCAGAAUCAAUACUCCACUCUUUAAAAAAGGCGAUGGGUGAAUCAAAAGAAAAUCUUAAUACCAUGGAUGUUGCAUUACAACUUUUCCAAAAUCUAAAAGAAUACUAUGUGACUCAUCCGCAUUUAGAUCAUACGAAUGCCUUAGUCAUAAAUUCUCCUUCCAUUUAUGACCCUAGGUUUCCAUCAAACAAAACCGUAUACGGUCUCCCGUUUUCUGUUGAAGGUUUGAAAAAGCAUAUCUUCAAUGAUGUUUCUUGGCCAAAUUUAAUCGAAGAUGGGACUGGAAUGUUGGAGGUAGAAGCACUUAAGUCGGAAUCGUCGCAUGAUUGUAAAAUUUUCCCGCAAUGGAAUAUACUACCAUUUAAAGUCUCCCAUGGGGUGGGGGCCUCUGAUGUACUUGAUCAUAUCUAUAGUACAGUCUAUCUACUCAGGGACCGAAAAUCAAAUGAUUGCAUUGUCAUCGGUGGUGAUGUUGAAAGAGAUCCUAAAACAGGUAAUAAGAUAUAUUUGGAUAAAGUUUGGCAGUACUUGGCGUCUAAUAUACCACCAAAAAACCUUAAGGGAAUUUUUAUCGAAUGCUCAAGCCCAAACUCCUCUGAUGAUGAACAUCUGUACGGUCAUAUGUCUCCAAAUCACUUAAUACAAGAAUUAUCUCGACUUAGAGGUUUAUACAAUAAUCCUAAUUGUCUCGAUGGUCUCAAUAUCAUAAUUACACAUACAAAAAUGAUCAGUUCUAACAUUGACCCAAGGUUCAUCAUUUUGAGACAAUUAAGGGAACUAGCAAAAGUUACUUUUAUGGAAAAAGUUUUAUUUUCCAUAGCUCUCCCUGGGUUUACAGUGGUAUUGUAA
This is a messenger RNA of Naumovozyma dairenensis CBS 421, 1119 nucleotides long. RefSeq names its product 3',5'-cyclic-nucleotide phosphodiesterase PDE1 (gene PDE1). The coding region runs from base 1 to 1119 and encodes 372 amino acids. The record is from RefSeq and is a predicted model, not a curated record. Gene Ontology annotation, biological process: cAMP catabolic process; cGMP catabolic process; negative regulation of glucose mediated signaling pathway. Gene Ontology annotation, molecular function: 3',5'-cyclic-GMP phosphodiesterase activity; 3',5'-cyclic-AMP phosphodiesterase activity. The transcript has a single exon. NCBI's taxonomy places the organism in Eukaryota, Fungi, Ascomycota, Saccharomycetes, Saccharomycetales, Saccharomycetaceae.